Messenger RNA from Amoebophrya sp. A120, 7286 nucleotides. The record is from the annotation of a GenBank genome assembly. NCBI's taxonomy places the organism in Eukaryota, Dinophyceae, Syndiniales, Amoebophryaceae.
AGCAAAUUUUUUUUUGGGUUUGGGUCUUGUCUAUCACGACGAGGCUCUGUUCUGCGCCCUUUCGUGCACAAAUCAUCGUCAUCAGCGCCGGGUGAUCGUUCCACGUGCGGAUGAUGAAGGGUGCCUUGCGGGCCUUGUGUCUGUCGGGGCAUGCGCUACUCCCCCGGGCUCGUGCAGCAUUCCGGUCCGUCUCGGAGCCCGACGUUUCGCUGAGAUACUCUGCAGGCAGGUCAAGUACAAAAAACCGCGCUGGCGUGCUGAUGUGUAGGGCUUGUGGGGAUCUUUGCAUUGAAACUGAAGUUGCUGAUUGAGGCUUGAAAGUAUUAGACAUGACAUUUCCCCAGAGAAGCGGGUCCCAAUUUGCCUUGAGCCUACACAUCACGCGACGGCGCAAUUCGUGCUGCAAAUCUUGACUUGCAAAUUUAUUUUUUCUGUGAUACACACCACCAAAUCUUCCGGGGCGGAGUACUCGGAUGAGCCUUCUCUCGGGGACGAGGAGUCGCAGAUCUUCCUGCAAGAACCGAUCGCCGCGCUUGUCGGAGCCAACGGGGAUGUGCAAGGAGGUAUAAUGUUGUUUUCUUUUUGAAAAGUACGCGCCUUCUACAAAUGGGAGACAAAAAGCACACUCUGAUUGAAUGAUAAUGAAGUGGGGGGGAUCACCGUGUCGGCUGUCCGGGUCCGAGAAUGCAGAGCUUUUGUUCUUAACCACGGAAUAAAACAUCAACAGAACUCCCCGAUUGGGGUGCGUCGUCGUUUGCGGAACAAGUACAAUAUGUGCCCCGCCCCUCGGGACCGCACGACAUCCACUCGGAACCGCACCAACCGCAGGAACAGGAGGACUGCCACCACGCGGAGGUGCCGGUCCUCAAGUUGCGGUUCGCCUACUUUUCUCCGUUCGCGGGCACCGAGUACAUCAAGUUGGAGGACGAAACGAACACGACCCUCGCUUCCCUGUCUGAGACGGUGCACAAGGAGCUGACCGGAUUCGACCACACGAAGCAGAAGGUGCACUCGCUGAUCCGCGUCACGAUUGCGCUGCAGGCCUUCGACCGCGCCGAGGAGACGUUUCUGCAGAGCCCGCCCCCGGUCGUGGCGCAACUGCGGCGGAAGUCCUUGGGUACGCACUUGGCGCCGGUGGGCGCGGAUGACCCGGACGAGCAGCUGCUGGAGGAGGAGAUGAAGCAGUGGCUGAGCGGGCUGUGCCGGUACGCCAAGCACUUCCACCGGGCCAAGCUGGUGAUGUCGCACCACUACGCGACCGUGCGCACCCACCCCGCCUCGGUGGCGCAGCUUUCGCCCGAGGAGUACACGGGCUGGCAAAUGUUCCUGGAUCGCCUCGAGAAGGUCGGUCUGUACCCAGCCUGGUUCAACCAACUGCACCUGUUGCCGCCGAACUUUCCGCCCUCCACGGGGGCGCUGGCCCUGCCCACCACGGCCGAAGACGCCUCGGGCUUCCCCGUCGUCUACUUCGACCCGCACAAGAAGUUGGGCGGCCGCCGAGCCUUCGACGGGCUCUGCCAGGAACCCUUCAUGGACCGGACAACCCGGACGUGGCAGUGCAAGCGGCACAUGAUCAAGAUGCGGGACGCGGUGGGCCGGUGCUGCCAGUUCACGCAGAUGUACCCCACGGAAGACGGCAUCAUGAUCCGGGAGCCGCGCUACAAGCUCAACAUCAAGUUUGAUUACCAGCUCGACAACUGGGCGCAGACGAAGAUGCACCUCGUGGACGUGAGUUACAAUCCCUGGAGCGACACCGAAAGCGUGAAUGAGUACAAGGACGUGACGCAGCUGGAGAAGCACAUCCUUCGUGCGAUGAAAACCCACGAGAACCCAAAGAACUACCCGGAGGUACAGCAGCUGCUCGAGCUGCAAACCUGGCACACUGCGCAUUACGGACUAUAUCAAAGUGAAAAGCGCAAUUCAGCUCGCUCCGGCGUGCCACCGGAGUUCUUGUAGAGAAACGCAAACAGUACACAAGUCGCAGCAUAAGUGACUCAAUUGCAGAAGAAUGCAUGAUGAACAAUAGAUGCUUAGUAGUUUUGCCGUAUCAGACGUGAAAAAUAUCAGAUCUGAGCGAACCCCAGUUACCGGCGGAAGUGGCGCAGGAGCUAUUUUCACUUUGAUUUGCGUGCCGACGCGGUGGUGGACCCUACGACCGAGAUCGAUUUCGCGGGGGAGCCGCAGCCGGACGAAGCUUCUCUGGCGGACCUGAUCGUGCGCAUCGAGUGCUACAACGACAUCGUGUAUGGCAUGGAGGACUCGGACGGGGCCUUUGGGAACAACAUCUACGACCGCCACAACAAGAAGGGCCAGGAGGAGCGCCGCAUGUACGGCGUGCACCACUCGAACUGCGUGGCAAAGAAGCACGGGAGCGACACACUGUACAUGAUCGACAGCAACUUCGUCCCCCCCAUGCAAGCGGCGUCGCCCAGCGACGGGCUCCCGCGGUCCAUGGCCGCCGGCACCACGAAAUAUUCGUGGGCGGAGCGGCGCAACAGCUUCGUUACCCGGCGCAACCAGGACAUGGGCGUGGCGGGUGGCUACGAGAUUUCGAAGUUGCUCUUCGUGUGGCAGGCGGUGGGUGGCAAGGAGCGAAAGGCGAUGAAGGACGAGUGCUCCUGGGUCUUCGGCCGGAUCUACGACAAGGGGGAGGCGAGGCGGUGGACGCACGAGAACCCGGCGGAGGCGCCGGAGGUUGGCGACAUCGAGUACGCGUUCGACACGUUCCCACUCGACGAGAUGUACAAAUCGCGCGCCGAGGGGGGCCGCGGCGUCUCGCCCGGGGAUUUGACGGGGGCCACCCCGAAUCAGGUGGCCUUCGCCGCCAACUUUGCCGGGACCUCACGCGGGAACUACCUGUCGCUGAUGGGCGACUUCAUUUCCUGCAACAGCACCAGCCGGGGCGUCUCGGAGAAAAAAGCGAAGGACGUGUGGAUUCGCAUGCUGCAGCUCACGCCGAUCGACGAGGAGCACCUGGCGGAACCGUCCAUGACCACGCAGCAGGUGCUCGACAGCUACGCCCUGCUCAAGAAGGAGGAGCUGGAGGACGGUUUUUACAACCAGAACCGGCACCGGUCCCAGGUGGAAAACGUCGCUUUGUUCAACCCCGUCUCCUACAAUCCCAAGUGGACCUGCACGAGUUUCGUGGUCGGGUACAUGGCGGGUUUCUUGGCCCUCGCGGAGGAGGAGAAGAAUCACGGCGUGAUGCCCUCCGUCAUGGACCCCACCAUGCUCCAGCUGGUGUACCGCGAACUGUGGUCGUACGAAGCCAACUGGAUCGGCGACGACGGCACGCUCCUGAUCGGGAGCCAGGACGGGCUGUUCCGCAAGUCGAACCUGCUGGAGCCGGAUCCCAGCCUGAUCGGGAUUGGGCUGGAGCGCCCGGGAAACCCGCUGGUGGUGGCCGGGCUCACCGUGGGCAACCACGAAAAUGAGUUGCGCACUUCGCCGACCGAGCUCUCCAAGGUCUUGCGCCACUCCCGCCACCUGGUCGUGCCCAUCCGCCCGCCACCCCCGCUCCCGGAGCCGGAGCCGGAAGACAUCUACUCGUCGUAUCCGUACCACUACUACCAUUACGAAUCGGAGGAAGAUCACACGACUGACGACCACGGUGCGGGCGAAACGCACACAACCCACGAUCACCACGAGGACGUCGGCACACACUCCAUGCCGAUCUACAAUCCGGCCGACGCCGAACACCACGCCAACUCGUACACGCCGGCUUAUCAUUACCCGCCGUUGCCUGAGUACGCCGAGUCUCAUCCCGUUUCCCCGCCGGCUGCUCCUCUGCCGCCGGCGCACCACGGCCAUUCUACGCCGCACAGCCACGGCCACCACCCGGCACACGGCCACCACCACUACGGCCACCACGGCCACGGCUAUUCUACGCCGUACAGCUACGGCCACGACCCGGCACACGGCCACCACCACCACCACCACGGUCACCACCAGCACGGCUAUUCUACGUCGCACGAAACCCCCGCGCCGCACUACUCGCACUCCGCGCCGGCGCAGUACCCGGCGUCGACGCCCCCGUACACCGAGUCGUAUUCGCCUCCGGUGCACCACGGCCCUUCUGCGCCGCACAGCUACGGCUACCACCCGGAACACGUCGAGGUCCACGCGCCGCCGCACAAUUCGUACCCUGAGCACAUCGAACCGCUCCCCGUCUCCCCUGCUGCUCCCGUGACGUCGGCGCACCCCGCGGAGGCAACCGCCGCGCCGCCGAGCCAGGACGGUUCCACGCUGAGCACAGCGGCGCCCGACCAGACCACGACCUCUCACCCGUCUGCGACGGAUGGCCACGGUGCGGCGGACCACAAUCCGUUGGCCCCGUUUGUCCCGAUGAUGCAGCAGAGUCUGCGCGGGAUUGGUCAAAUAUCACUCUGAAAAGACCCAGCGAAGCGUAAAUUCGUCCCCUCGAUUUUUAUAUGUAUGUUUCGAGGCACCACCUAAUUUUUCUAUUAUCAUACAGUGUGGCAGCGUCUUCAGGCAAGAGGAGGUCAAAGUGUGUAGCAUGUACUAUUCGGAAACGCAUUGGUAGCGCUAGCUGCACCUGCACCUGCGUCACGAAAAUCAUUCGUACACUAGGCAACACCUCGAAGAUCAUGAAAAUGAUACAGAAACAAGGUGCUCUAUUAGAGCCGCGCUGUGUUUUUUUGGCCUGGCCAUACGCAAUGUUCCAGCGGGCGGGCGGACAACAGGGUCCGCAUUCGAGUUCGUUUCUCGAGGGCGAUUUCUUCGCCGGCUUCCGGAACGCGAUUCAGGAGCACGUGGGGCCUAUCACACAGGAAAAUGCUAGCAUAUCACGCGAAGAUACAAAAAAAAUUUUACUAUGAUAUACUUACACGACAAAUCUAGCAAGAACCAAAAAUGUUCGGGCUGGACGACCCCGGGCCCGCAGUAAGGUAUUGCAGAAAUAAGUAAUGCAAGACAGAAUUUGAUUGCAUUGCAAAUGCGGUAAUAUGCUAGGUGGCUUUUUUCUGUGGGAUAAAACCCGAGGUGGAUUGGGAGGAGGCCGCGGAGUAUCAAAUGUAAAAAUGUCCGGGUCUGGAAGAUUCUGACACUUGUCAUGCACGUUUUGCAUGAGCCCUGAUGUCUGUGAUGCAUGCCCUAGCAUCACAGAUUUUGUGGGAGCUUCUUGAUGCCUAUUCCGCAUGACAAAUGCCCUCUCCGCGUAGCAAAAAAUACAUUCCUUUUGGUACUCAUGCAAUACAGAUUUUUCUGGAAUCCAAAUGCAGCAUCACAAGUUCCAACCUUCCAGACCCAGACAUUUUACUUGUGAUACGGAGAAAUUGCCCGCGAUGUUGCCCGGGUUGCAGCGUCGGACCAUAUGCAAGAAAAAAAGUGCGUAAGUGUAAAUUUGUGUUGCAGAACAUGCAACAGAGUUACACCUGUCAUGCCAGACAGCCACGAAGCUCUCUUUUCAGGUGUGUUUUGCCUUACAAGCCACGCGUGACAGGUUUUCUCUGUCAUGUAGAGCAAAUGAUGCUGUUCCUCAAAGAAAGUUACACUUACACACUUUUUUUCCUGGAUAGACCACGACGGCGAUGCAGUACUGGAACGAGCGAACGCAGGACUACGUCGGGGGCGAGGCUGAUGUCGUGGAGCACCGUUUCGAACUGUACUGGGGGGCGGCGGGUGACGAGUGGCGGCGGUCGGUCGGCUUCCUCCAGGAUGUGGCACACUUGGACCUGAACCAGGAUGCCGGGUACGUGCCGAAAGAAUUUCAUCCGGGCGUGGGGGAGGACCAGGCCAAGCUGCGCAGUGGCGUGAACAAGCACACUAUCCUUGGUCAACUGGUGUGGAAGAGUUCCCCUCCCGCUCUUUUUGUAGACACCACGGAAGAUGACAUGAGGAAAAUGCAUUGCAGGUAAAGAAGAACAUGACAGAGAGUAGAGAAAAUAGCGUGAUCUUCGUUGCACGACACGCACCUCUUGGCGAAGGUAGAUCUGCAGCGUAUGCAUAAAAAAACUGGCAGUAAGUGUUUCAUUGCACUUUCGAUGUGAAGACAAGGCUCCAGCUGAGAACAGCAUCCUUCGGAACAGAUCGCGCAGUUUUCUUCCGCGCUAGCGGCCCUUUUGUUUCUGGUGUAGGGCGGGGAAAAAUCUUCCUACCGGAUAAGCACCAAGAAGCGAGUGAUGGAGUGGCGGAACUUUCCCGAAGAGGUGGUGGAUUUGGUCAUCGAGGCGCACGAGAAAACCGCCGAACAGCAAGCCAUCUAUCCUGCGGGAAAGUUUGCGUCAAAUCAACACGCGUGCGGUGCUUCUUGUCAUGCUGUUACCGUAGAUUUUUGUGCUUCUUGCUUUUCCCGCCUCUCUUUAGCCGUGAGAGGGCCGGGCCCUCCAUGAUGCUACUUGCGUCAUGAUGGCAUCGCGGUACUGUUCUUGCGGUUAAAAAGUAGAUUGCACAUCACGCUGUGUGAAGAUGUUGAGGCAGCUGUUUCAUGGGAUACGCAGAUCCGGAAUGCCGGGGGCCGCUGAGACCACCGCGAAACUGUUGGACAGAUCCCUCGGGAAAGGAUGUUUCAAACGCAGAAAAGAAUCAAUUUGAGAUAGUUCCAAAUAUCAAUGAAUGUUUCACAGGAAAGAUAUAGAUGGAAUUUCCGUCUUCGCAGAAUUUGUUCUACGAGAAAAGCAUGUGAAUGGCUAUUAACUAGUUGGAAAUCUAUCAGUUUCGAGACCGAGUUGUCUCGGUGAUGUAUGAAUCGUCAGAAAGAAAAAUAUAGCAUUGCCUGCACUAUUCUACUAUCCGGUAUGAUUUAUUGUUGUUAUUGUUUUGAUAUUUGCACAGUUUCAGCUCGCAGUUUCACCUUCAAAAAUAUUGUAUCAAAAUUAAAAGCGAAAAUCGUCUUACCAGCGCAGAUCUUGGCGCACGACAAACGUUGUCGGUGCAGGAGGCAUGUGCAAUUUCUUUCUGAAAAGGGCACUGUUUCCUUCAGGGGGUCUAUCGCUUGUCAGACACGAACGCUACCGUUCAGAAAUUAUGUAGAUCUAGUUUGUUUAUGUGCUGCAUGAAUCAGUAAAAAUUUUUAAUUAUGUAUCAUUCAAAAUCCGACCACAGGGAUGUUAGAUAACACUGAAAAGGCGUUAUGCGAGGCAUCGACUGCAUUGCGGUUCUGCCUCGCUUUCUGCUUAUCAGUGGUAUCUGUCCCGCCAAGAAGCACUAAGUUGUGUCCGCAAUAAGGCACAGCAGCCGCAAGAGGUUUUGUUGCGUGCACUAUCGCAAGAGAAAAAACAGCAGAAUGUGAUUGUUGAAAUUUUAGUUGGGUUUGCACAGGUUUAGGU